UUUUGAUUAUUUUGAUUGGCCAAUAUUUAUGAUUGCAACUUGAUUCCUUUACUAUCCAAUAGGAUUUUUGGAAUUUGACAUUAGCCAACUCGAUUUGUGAAUUUUGUGAGCGGUGACAUAAAAUUGACACAAAAUUUGUCAAAAUACCGUAUAAACAUAAUUGCCUUUUCUCCAUUGUUUCUUUUAUGUUUUCUCCCGAGUUCCCCGAGUUUAUUUUAUCCAUUAAUCCGAAAUACUUAUCAAGAUUAAAUUACAGUCACCGUCUCACGUCAUCUCUCGUGUUCCCUUGCUGCAGUCACAAGGCGCACUCUCUCUGACCGCCGAACAGCGAACGGCGCACACCUGUGCAAACAGCGGCGGAGUGAGACGGAACCUCGUACGAUGCGAACCUCAUAGUGGCGGGCGGCAGCGAGCGAGUUCGUUCCUGAUGUUAUAAUUGAUGGUACAAUGAGUGAGGAGGCGCAGAAUGCGAGCCCGACGCCCGCGCCCGAGCCCGCGCCCGCGGCGCACGCCGACGCCUCCACCAACGUGUCACAGGCACAGGUCGCUCAGAUGACAGCGAGCUCCGCGCCGCCCGCGGAGAAUGGCAAGUGGAGCUGCGAAGUGUGCACGUACGAGAACUUCCCGCUCUCGCGAAAGUGCACCAUGUGCCGCGCGCCCAAGACUUGCCUCAACGAGAACAUCUUCAAGCUGCAGGACGAUGCCAGCGCGCUGCCCACGCAGGACGUUUGUGGUGCGGAGGCGGUGGCGGAGCGCCUGAAGCCGCUGCGGAUAUCGUCGCCGCAGGGCCCGGCCGCCGCCUGCUCCGUCGUCAAGUGGCCCUGUCCGACGUGCACGUACGAGAACUGGCCGAAGGCGCUGAAGUGCGCCAUGUGCGGCGCCGCCGGCCCGCCCGCGCCCGCCGCCCCCGCGCCCGCCGCCGCCCCCGCGCCGCCCAACAACAAGCACAUAGGCAUCAACGACAUCUGCAACAGCCAGGCGGCGCCCGAGGCCGAGGGCCGGCGCUCCAAGCGCCGCAACAACAACAUCGACUGGAUCUGGCUGCAGGCCUGCCUUGGCGUGGUGGAAGGCGACCCGCGUUGUGUGGACGCGUACCUGGCCAGCGGCGGCGACCCGGCGCGCGCGCUCACGCCGCACGAGGUCGCGCUGCUCAACCGCGCCUCCGCCUUCGACGCCGGCCACACGCUCGUGCACCUGGCCAUAAGAUUUCAAAGGCAAGAUAUCUUGUCGACGUUAUUAUCCCGGAUAUCGGGCGGCGGGCCCGGCCUCAAACGUUCCCCUUCCUACAUAGCGCCGGACCUGGCGGCGGCCAUCCGGCGGCACAUGGCGGGCUGCGUGCGCCACAAGAAGGGCAGCUUCCCGUGCCGCUACAUCAACGAGCUCAGCACCUUCGCGCUGCCCGCAGAGAUCGAGGAGCUCCCGGCGGCCAUACAGGAGCAGCUGUUCUCCGAGCUGUUGGACCGCGACGCGCAGCAGACGCUCGAGGCCGAGCCGCCGCUCAUCAACUGGAGCCACGAGCUCUCCGUCACGCUGGGGUCGCGGCUGUACGCGCUGUGGAACCGCUCGGCCGGCGACUGCCUGCCCGACGCCGUGUGCCAGGCGGCCUACGGCGUGUUCGACCGCCACAACGCGCUGCGCGCCGCGCUCGCCGACUCGCUGCACCACGCGCACAGGAGCUUCUACAGCCGCUGGCAGGGCUGGGAGCGCGUGCAGGCGGCGCUGCUGCAGUACGCGCCGGACGAGGCGCAGCUGCGCGCGGAGUGGGCGCGCCUCGUGGCCGCCGCCGCGCGCCCCGGCACGCCGCUGCACCAGUUGCACGUGUUCGUGCUGGCGCACAUAAUGCGGCGGCCGAUCAUCGUGUACGGCGUCAACGUCGUCAACUCCUUCCGCGGCGAGGCGCUCGGCUUCGCGCGCUUCCAGGGGAUCUACCUGCCGCUGCUGUGGGAGCCGGAGUUCUGCUCGCGCUCGCCGCUGUGCCUGGGCUACACGCGCGGACACUUCUCCGCGCUCGUGCCGCUCGAGCCCUACUCGCAGCGACACACAUACAUCUGCCGAGAGCAACAAGAAGAGAACGAGGAGAUGACAUUCCUGCCGCUGACGGACUCCGAGGGGAAGCUACUGCCGGUGCACUUCCUCACCUGCGAUGAGAUGGCAGACGAAGAAGGCGUGGUCCGGCGUUGGCUGUCGGCGUGCGUCACCAGCGGCGGCGUGCUGGCGGCGCGGCAACAGCUGCACGCGCGCCCGCUGCUGCAGGCCCAGCUGCUGGAGGAGUGGCUCAACCACUACCGCCGCCUCGCGUGAGUGCGGCACACAGCCCCUAGCGUCUAGUGUAGUGCGAGUGGCGUGUGUACCAGCGGCGGCAGCUGUAGCGCGCCCGCUGCUGCAGGCCCAGCUGCUGGAGGAGUGGCUCAACCACUACCGCCGCCUCGCGUGAGUGCGGCACACAGCCCCUAGCGUCUAGUGUAGUGCGAGUGGCGUGUGUACCAGCGGCGGCAGCUGUAGCGCGCCCGCUGCUGCAGGCCCAGCUGCUGGAGGAGUGGCUCAACCACUACCGCCGCCUCGCGUGAGUGCGGCACACAGCCCCUAGCGUCUAGUGUAGUGCGAGUGGCGUGUGUACCAGCGGCGGCAGCUGUAGCGCGCCCGCUGCUGCAGGCCCAGCUGCUGGAGGAGUGGCUCAACCACUACCGCCGCCUCGCGUGAGUGCGGCACACAGCCCCUAGCGUCUAGUGUAGUGCGAGUGGCGUGUGUACCAGCGGCGGCAGCUGUAGCGCGCCCGCUGCUGCAGGCCCAGCUGCUGGAGGAGUGGCUCAACCACUACCGCCGCCUCGCGUGAGUGCGGCACACAGCCCCUAGCGUCUAGUGUAGUGCGAGUGGCGUGUGUACCAGCGGCGGCAGCUGUAGCGCGCCCGCUGCUGCAGGCCCAGCUGCUGGAGGAGUGGCUCAACCACUACCGCCGCCUCGCGUGAGUGCGGCACACAGCCCCUAGCGUCUAGUGUAGUGCGAGUGGCGUGUGUACCAGCGGCGGCAGCUGUAGCGCGCCCGCUGCUGCAGGCCCAGCUGCUGGAGGAGUGGCUCAACCACUACCGCCGCCUCGCGUGAGUGCGGCACACAGCCCCUAGCGUCUAGUGUAGUGCGAGUGGCGUGUGUACCAGCGGCGGCAGCUGUAGCGCGCCCGCUGCUGCAGGCCCAGCUGCUGGAGGAGUGGCUCAACCACUACCGCCGCCUCGCGUGAGUGCGGCACACAGCCCCUAGCGUCUAGUGUAGUGCGAGUGGCGUGUGUACCAGCGGCGGCAGCUGUAGCGCGCCCGCUGCUGCAGGCCCAGCUGCUGGAGGAGUGGCUCAACCACUACCGCCGCCUCGCGUGAGUGCGGCACACAGCCCCUAGCGUCUAGUGUAGUGCGAGUGGCGUGUGUACCAGCGGCGGCAGCUGUAGCGCGCCCGCUGCUGCAGGCCCAGCUGCUGGAGGAGUGGCUCAACCACUACCGCCGCCUCGCGUGAGUGCGGCACACAGCCCCUAGCGUCUAGUGUAGUGCGAGUGGCGUGUGUACCAGCGGCGGCAGCUGUAGCGCGCCCGCUGCUGCAGGCCCAGCUGCUGGAGGAGUGGCUCAACCACUACCGCCGCCUCGCACAACAGACUCGCGGGCCGUUCCCGCCGCGGCUGCCCAACGAAUACUCCAGCGACCCCGACACCGACGACGAGUGACGCGCGACACUCACGACGCGACACAACACUACACGCGCGUGACGACAGGCAGGUGGCAGACACCGCAGGAAACAUACAGGGUGGAAUUUUGUAAUGCCACCUGAAGGGAAAGUACUCUUAAUACUGUAGAUAGACAUUUUUACGCAAAGAAAACAUUCCUUUAUUUUUGAAAAGAAAUAGAACUGCAUUCAAAGAUUUCCAAAAAUUUGCUUGCUACACCCGGGAAUCGAACCAACUAAAAUAUGUUAAAAAUUACACCCUGUAUUUUUAUUGAAUCGAUCGUUAGGCUUAAGUAUUAGGAUGAAAUCUCUCAAACAAACUUGAUAAAUCAAAUGAAUGGAAAACCAUGAAAUCUUAAAUUAUUGUAAUUAUUUACAGAAAAGUGUAUGGCAUGGGGGUAAAUUUUCGAAAAAAUUUCGAAAAUCUAUGAAUGCAGUUCUUUUUCUUUUCAAAAAUAAAGGAAUGUUUUCUUUGAGUAAAAUUUUCUAUCUACAGUAUUAAGGGUACUUUCCUUCCAGGUGGCAUUACAAAAUUCCACCCUGUAUAAGGCACACGGGGAUACGAAAAUGGUGCAGAGUUUAAAAAAAGCGGGCGGCAAAAUAAAGAAAAACGGCCGCGCUCAUUUUUACGAUUACAGAUUUGAAACAAGGUUUUCAAUCCCUUUUUGGUUAGCAGUUGAAUAUUAUGUCUUUGUAAAUAACUUUGGAAACGAUACAAACUGAUAACUUUAAAUGACUCCUGUUGUGUCUGUCAUUUGUCAUGUGAACGCGAAUUUUUCAUUUCAAUCAGUAAUUUGCCAUUUGAAACCAAUGAGAAAUUUAAAAUGACAAACUGCCCAAUAGUAUGCAAACUGACAGUAAAGAAAUCGAAUGUUCAAAUGCUGACUCACAUGAAAAAUUCGAUAGUGUUGUAGGAUGAAUGCUCGAAAACUUGUCUCCACAAAUACUAAAUAAAAUACACACAUACACAAAGCGCUAAUAAGCUGAACAACACGGUCACAAGUAUUCCCUAGCAUUCACAAACAAAUUAAUUGUUUACUUUCUCACGAUAUUAAAUCGAUGCAAGUACGAUUUUUGUGCAAUGGCAAAAUCGAUACUUCGACCGAUUUAGCUAGUUUCGAAACCGCGCCAAUCUCAAAUGUAGCGAAAAAUGAUCCACAUUAUCUUUUGGAAACAUGGCCAAUGAUGUUCGUUUCGGUUUUUUCUAAGGUCUAUUAAUCGAUAUCGAUAAACUCCUUCAGAACGUCUUAAACUUUCAGCGUGGUUCGGAAACGAUACUCUACCAAGCUAGCCGUUUUUUCUAAAGUUAAUGUGUGUUGUUUUUGCCGAGUAUUUCUUCACAGUGAUAUGUCUCGGAUGAAAUAAAAUUUUAGUUAAGGUCGCGAUAGCGGAGGUCAUUUAUGUUGUAGUUGAAUUUACUUAUUAUAUAGCACUUAUUGAAUUGCAAUAAUAUAUUUUUAAUAACGGAGUAUUUUCGGGUUUGGGUGACAUCUCCCUGUAUGUAAUAAACGGUGUUUAUUCAUUCUAUUUUCGCAAGCUCUCCUAGACUAUGUAAGUCCACUCACGCGACUUGCUUUAAUAUAGCAUAGUGUCCCUGUGUAUAACAUCGAUGUACCUGCUUUUUGGUUGUUUGUAGUCGAUAACUACUAACUGAAUGAUGUUGAAAACAGAGUAAACCCAAUGCUAGAUUAAAGAAAGUGGCUUAAGGGCUAUGCAACAGAUCACACGCAUUUUAAACUGUCACUACUUUCCAAUACACUAAAGAAAAUGCGUGCGACUUGUUGGUAAAGGGGUAAUCUCAGUGGUUGACAAACAGCUUCAACGAGUCACCUUUUUGGCCAAUGAGACGAUUGGUCUGUUAUCUCUGGAAAUUGCAAUAACUCGUGUGCCGCCUAUUGGUCAAAUUGUCUAGUUUUAAUCACAAUGAGAGAUAAUAGACGAGUGGCCAUAUAAAACCUGUUAUUAAUCAGGCUGCCGAAUCGAGACUCGCUCGCUCUCUUAUAUUGAUUACGACUGUUUCCUUUACUGUAAAAUGAUGUCACGAGGAAUUGAAACGGAAAAGUUUUGAUUCCAGGUUAUCAUUGCAUUAAUAAAAAUAUGACAUAGGUAUAAAAGAGUGAAGCGUUGUGAUUCGAUUCAGUGGCCAAACGACGGCAGGACUUA
Ostrinia nubilalis (European corn borer) is the source of this 5865-nucleotide messenger RNA. RefSeq names its product ubiquitin thioesterase trabid (gene trbd). The coding region runs from base 448 to 2301 and encodes 617 amino acids. Lineage: Eukaryota; Metazoa; Arthropoda; Insecta; Lepidoptera; Crambidae. The record is from RefSeq and is a predicted model, not a curated record. Gene Ontology annotation, biological process: protein K29-linked deubiquitination; cytoskeleton organization; cell migration. The transcript is spliced from 18 exons. Gene Ontology annotation, cellular component: cytoplasm; nucleus. Gene Ontology annotation, molecular function: cysteine-type deubiquitinase activity; K63-linked polyubiquitin modification-dependent protein binding.